AUGUCAGAGAAGACGAAGUACGUUGAGCGGGAAAUUCCCGAGAUUUCCCUCCAAGAUUUCGAAUCUCGAGUCGAUGAGAUCACCUCUCAGUUUUGUAGCGCUGCCGAGAACAUUGGAUUCUUCGCCAUCAAGGACCAUGGGAUUACUGAGGCGGAAGUAGACGAGAUGUUUUCGUUGUCCGAGUCCUUUUUCCGACUCUCGGACGAAACCAAAGCGACCGUGCCAUGGACUCCGCAGAAUGUCGGCUGGGAAAAGAUGUCACAGGUCAGACCGUCCACCGGCCAGCCCGACAAUAAAGAGUCCUACCAACUCCAGUUCGGCGAACACAUGGAAGGAAAGUGGAUGGGCGAUGAAAAUCUACCCGGAUUCAAGAGCCGGUCUUUGGCUUUCAUGCACCGUGUGCAGGGCGUUUCUGAAAAGCUCAUGCUCUGCUUGGCCCGCGGUCUUGGCUUUCAGGACGACUACUUCAUCAAGUAUCACGACGCUAGCCGCCCAGACUCCCAGUCUUGUCUCCGUCUCUUACACUACUACGAGACUCCCAAGGUCAGCGACGGCAAGAUAUAUCAUCGAGCGGGAGCGCACGCAGAUUGGGGCUUUUUGACGCUCCUUUUUCAGCGGGGUGAGCAGUCCGGCUUGGAGAUUUGCCCUGGUCGAGAGGUCGUGACUGAGCACGCUCUGGGAGAUACAUGGACGAGAGUGGAGUUCAAACCAGGUGUCAUCGUGUGCAACAUUGGCGAUCUUCUGAUGAGCUGGAGUGACGACCGGUUCAAGAGCACGUAUCACCGGGUAAAGGCACCAUGCGACGAAGCAGAGGAUUAUUACGGAGAGCGAUUCAGCAUGGCCUUCUUCAACCAGCCAUGCAAAGAUGCAAUCAUUCAGGGGCCGAAGCAAAAGUAUCCCGUGGUAACGGGGGAGGAAUUCAACAGAAACGCGAUGAACCGGAUGUACGCGGCUUUGCAAGCAAAGAUGGCCGCAGGAGAAGAACCGAAUGGCCAACAGAUGAAGUUGGAGACGCCAUUGACCAAGUCUCAAUAA
Messenger RNA from Colletotrichum graminicola M1.001, 1035 nucleotides. RefSeq names its product 2OG-Fe(II) oxygenase superfamily protein. The record is from RefSeq and is a predicted model, not a curated record. Bases 1 to 1035 code for a protein of 344 amino acids. The transcript is spliced from 2 exons. Lineage: Eukaryota; Fungi; Ascomycota; Sordariomycetes; Glomerellales; Glomerellaceae. Gene Ontology annotation, molecular function: dioxygenase activity.